CGAGAAAAUAUAUAUUUUUAUGAUUCGUUGGUGGAGGAAAAAUGUUAUGCAUAUCAGCUAUGCUUUACUGAGAGUCCAUAUAUACAUCCUGGUAAAACAGCAACAGUUUAUUUCCAUGAUAUGAACGAUAUUCUCAAUAUGAAAAGAUCUCCAAAAAGUGUGUUGAGCCCCAUGACUGCCGUUGAAUUUACCAUAGACGUAGAUGAAGUAGUUACCAGCGAUCGUAGUAAAAUGUUUGGAAUUGAGAAACGCAAGUGUAGAUUUGAUACAGAAACUACAUCCGAUUACAGUUAUCCACUUGGUUCAUACACACAAAACCUAUGCUUAAUGGAGUGUAACGUUAAUGCAGCACUUAAUUUGUGUGGAUGUCGUCCAUUCUUUUACAAAAUUGGCCUUGGACCGAUUUGUAACGUGACUGAAAUGAUUUGCUUAUCAAAAAAUCAUUGGAGUGAGGUCAAGAAAAACUGCACUUGCCAUCCAAGGUGCAACUCAAUUGAUUAUCGUUUCACGCGAUCACUUCUGAAGGGCGAUGAAGUUUUAAUUGUCGAAAACCUGAGCGUUAAAGAAAGGAGAUUAAAACGUGACGUCAAAUAUGCAUCGUAUUUCUUAAUUGUAUCAGUCGGUGGAUCUGGAGCACUUUUUCUUGGAUGCAGUUUCAUAAGCAUCAUCGAACCCAUCUACUUUGCAUUGAAGUAUCUCUAUCGGGCAUAUUCCAGGAGAGUGAAUCAAAAUGCAUAAAACCGCAGGAAUGU
This is a messenger RNA of Contarinia nasturtii (swede midge), 752 nucleotides long. RefSeq names its product pickpocket protein 11-like. The record is from RefSeq and is a predicted model, not a curated record. The transcript has 5 exons. Gene Ontology annotation, biological process: sodium ion transmembrane transport. Bases 121 to 738 code for a protein of 205 amino acids. Gene Ontology annotation, cellular component: membrane. NCBI's taxonomy places the organism in Eukaryota, Metazoa, Arthropoda, Insecta, Diptera, Cecidomyiidae. Gene Ontology annotation, molecular function: ligand-gated sodium channel activity.